GAUAUUUUGUCAUGCUGAGCCAAACAAAACCCCAGUGGUCUGCGACUAGUGGCUAGUUGACCGCUCAUCGGACAACAUGAACCGGGCACUUAGAAAGUCUCAGUCUCUGCGUUGCUGUUCGGUCCUCGAAGUGAAAAGUAAAUAUGGUGCAGAAUUCAGGAGGUUUUCCCUGGACCGCUUUGAGCCUGGCAGGUAUAAAGACUUCCACAGGCUCAUUGUGCGUUUACAUCACUUAUGGCGAAUGGAUGUCCUUAUCGGCUAUGCGGAUGUCCAAGGUGACCUGCUGCCCAUCAAUAACGAUGACAACUUUUGCAAAGCUGUGACCUCCACACAAUCUUUACUGCGUAUCUUCAUUCAGCUUCAAGAGGAAGCUGACCAGGAUCUCCCAGUUGCCGAAGACACAAUAAAGCGAAAGAAACCUGUCAGCCAGAGAAAAUCACCAUUUCAGAUCAGCAUGCCACAAAACUUCCGCCCUGUUUCUUCCAUCAUUGACGUUGACAUCUUACCAGAAUGUCAUCGAAGAGUACGUCUAUACCGCCAGGGCUCGGACAGACCUCUUGGCUUCUACAUUCGCGACGGUACCACUGUCAGGGUUACUCCUUAUGGUCUGGAAAAGGUUCCGGGCAUCUUUAUCUCACGCAUAGUACCUGGUGGACUGGCGGCUUGCACGGGACUGCUGGCCAUCAAUGACCAGGUCCUGGAAGUGAAUGGUAUUGAGGUUAUGGGGAAGUCUUUGGAUCAGGUAACCGACAUGAUGAUCGCCAACAGCCAUAAUCUCAUCAUCACAGUGAAACCUGCAAACCAGCAUAACAACAUAAGGAGAAAAAGCUGCAUUUCCUCAAGUUCGGGACACUAUUUUGAUAGUACGCACUCUAUAAGUUAUCCAGGGCUGCCUAUGAUAAUGAAAGCUUAUGGUUUCGGUAAUGGCUCUGAGAGUGAAGAAGAUGUAGACGUGGUUCUAGAGAGCCCCAUCAAACACCGGUCCCGACAUUCGGGUGCUUCAUCCAGCUCUUAUUCUUCUCAGCCACAUGUUAAUACUUCAUACAGGCCUCAAGUUUCUGCCAGACAUCCCAACUCGCUCAUUUCAGCAGCGGCCUAUCAUUCUCAGCCUUGCCUCGCCUAUACAGCUCACACUGACCAUAGCGUCCCUCUUCACAGGAAUCGGACCUCCCAACAGCAUUUUGCCUGUAAUCCAGCCAUCAGAAAGGGAAGCUCCAGUACCCAUGAUAUUCUAGACACAUGGCACGUAGAUCUGAGUCGCCAUUUACAGUUGCCCCAGGGGGCAAUGGAGGAAGAUGGAAUUGUUGUUAUUUUGUAAAAGAUAAACACCACCCAUUUUAAACUCUGCGCUACUGGUGUAUUAGGUAGUAGUACUAGGUUUUUAAUGGUAACUUUAAAAGAGGACAUAUCAUGAAAAUAUGACUUUUUUCAUGUUUAAGUGCUAUAAUCGGUGCAUGCGGUCCCUGGUGCAUUUAACAAUCCAUAAAAUGUGAAAAAGGACAAACCGGUAACUGUUUUGGUAAGCCUUUCUCUGCAUGUGAAAAACAAGCCGCUCAGAUUUUGCUCCCCUAGUGAUGUAGCAAGGGGAUCUUAUUAUAAUAUUACUGCCCCUUAAUCUGCACGUCUCCACCCACGCCACCACCGCCAUUUCGUUUUUUGCGAUUUCUUUCUCAGCUGUUUACCCUUUAAGGCAUAACCGACUGUGUUUUUAUAACUUAAGUGUGUUUUUAACAUAAACUUCUGUGUAUUUGACAGUUUAAGCACAAUAAGACAUGAAAGAGAACUUAGUUUAGUACUCAUGUGCCGUGUGACAGCCGCUUUCUGUUGCGCUCAGAAAACCGUAUGUCAGAAGUUUAAACUGAUAUGGCUUUAAAAUGCAUGAUUUCAGCGUGAUAGACAUGAUAAUCAAAACCAAACAGAUGUUUUUUUGGCAGAGUAUCUGAAGUAUGAGCUGUAAAGGCACAGCCUUAUUCUAGAAAAGGGGGCGGAGAGCAGCAGCUCAUUUGCAUUUAAAGAGACAUGCACGAAAACAGCGUGGUUCUGCUUCCACUCAAAAAAGGCAUUUUCAAAAUGAUAUAAUUAAUGAUCUGUGGGUAUUUUGCGCUGAAAAUUCACAGACACAUUCUGUGAACACCUGAGACAUAUAUAUUGUUAAAAGGGGCACAAUAGGUGCCCUUUAAGAUUACUAUAGAUUCUCAAUGUAAAGGGAAUUUUUUGUUAUCCAUCAUAAAAAUAUGCCCUGAAAAACCUUAGAUCGCUCUCCUAAAUAUUAAAACUCUUUCAUCCUUUACUCACCCUGGUGUUGUUCAUAAUCUGUAUGAUUUUCUUACUUCUUUGGAACAUAAAUGAAGACUUUUUGAAAAAUGUUGGUAAUCAAACGGUCAAUGUCAGUGGUGACUAUUGACUACUUUAUGUAGUAUAAACAUAAAUAAAAACCCCAGUAAAUUUAGAUUAAUAUGUGUUGAUUAAAUGUGUUAAACCAACAUAAUUGAAUCUCUUACAAUUUAUGGAUAUUAACACAUAAAUGUAUAGUGUUUUUCUAUCAUACGUAGCAUAUGGUUCCUUACAAAAAGUUAUAUAUUAGAAAUUCCUUGUUUCAUAUCACACAACAUACCACUUAAAGUGGAAUGCACAAAGCAAAAUAAAAU
Molecule: messenger RNA, 2648 nt
Organism: Labeo rohita (rohu)
Lineage: Eukaryota; Metazoa; Chordata; Actinopteri; Cypriniformes; Cyprinidae
Gene: pard6ga
Product: par-6 family cell polarity regulator gamma a
Exons: 3
Coding region: 77-1318 (413 amino acids)
Biological process (GO): regulation of cellular localization; establishment or maintenance of cell polarity; centrosome cycle
Cellular component (GO): cell cortex; nucleus; apical plasma membrane
Molecular function (GO): protein kinase C binding
Source: RefSeq, a predicted model, not a curated record